This is a messenger RNA of Sinocyclocheilus grahami, 1421 nucleotides long. Its product is annotated as EF-hand calcium-binding domain-containing protein 14-like. The record is from RefSeq and is a predicted model, not a curated record. The transcript is spliced from 10 exons. Bases 203 to 1402 code for a protein of 399 amino acids. Lineage: Eukaryota; Metazoa; Chordata; Actinopteri; Cypriniformes; Cyprinidae.
CCCCUGUGUUCGUCCAAUCAGGAGCGCUUCCUGUCAGGACCGGAUGUUCAUUCUGAAGACAGAUCUGAUGCUUUACCGAUAAUAUAUGUGUAACGUAAAUAUUUGCGCCAUGACGACAGAUUCAGACGCGACAGGAAGAGGAAGUGAAUCUAAACUAAAGGUGUAAUGUCAUGAAUGCUUCACCCUGACGGCAAACCGCGCGAUGAGCCCGCAGAAGAAGAGGAAGAAGAGGAAGGAGCUGAACGCCCUCAUCGGCCUCAGCGACAGCAGCCGGAGGAAGAGCAAGCAGAGCUGCGGACACCGCCUGCUGCGGACCGAGCCGCCCGAGUCCGAGGAGUCCGAGCCCGAGUCCGAGUCCGGCUCCGAGGAGCAGCAGUUCGGCGGCCGCAGCGGCCUGCUCGGGAGGAGCUCGCUGCGGUGCUGCUCGCUCUGUUACCCGCUGUGUGUGUUCGUGCUUCUGGCGGCGUGUGUCAUGGCCUGCGCUGGACUCAUCUGGAUGCAGAUCGCCCUCAAAGAGGACCUGGACUCCAUGAAGGAGAAGAUGCACACUAUGGAGAGCAGUCAGAAGCUCUCAUCUCACGAGAUCCUGAAGCUCAGUGAGGACCUGAAGGCCAAACAGAUGAAACUGGACGAGCUUGAGAGCGGAGACAAAGGCCUGGCCAAACUCUGGUCCAAUCUGACCGAGAUCAAUCAGAAGCUCAGUGCUCUGGAUUCUGCGGUCAAUCAUCAGAAGGCCAACAUCAAAUCUGCUUCUGAUCUGAUCGCGCUGCCGCGGACGGUGGAGGAGCUGCAGAAGAGCGUGGCCAGCAUCGGCAGCACCGUCACCAGCGUCCAGCACGACGUCACCAUGAUUCAGUCUGUCGUGGAAGAGAGAAGGAAAGAAGAUCAGCUGAAGGCCAAUGGAGAGAAGCCGGUGAACAUCAGCAGCAGCUGUGUGACGCUGAAGCAGGACCUGCAGUAUCUUCAGGAUGAUGUGAAGGAGUUGAACAGCUCUCUGCUGCUCCAUCAGUCGUGGUCGAGCGAGCAGAUCCAGAGCGUGCGAUUCGUGCUGUCUAACCUGAGCAGAUGGGUGUCAGCGCUGGACCAGAGCUCCUCAGGAGACACGCCGCAGCCGCCGCCGGCCGGCCGUCCGCUCCAGACUCUUCAGACCGCUGCAGACACUGGUUCCUCACGCUCCCGCCGCCCCAGGUUUCUGUCCCGCAGACGCUAUAAACGAGCACAGAUGUCCUCCCGCAGCACCGUGGCGUUUCCCGGGGUCAAGUCUGAGAGAGAUGUGGAGCAGCGGCUGUGGGGCCGUUCGUCUCUGGCCCCUGAGGAGCUGAAGGAGGUGUUGGUCUCGGAGCGAGACUCGCUGGAGGAGCUGCAUGCUGCGGAGGUCAGUCCUGAUGACGAGCGUCAGUGAAGAGGUACAGCGGCCUCGG